AUGGUCGGGGAGAACCAGAUCUUGAGGAUUGUUCAUGUGGGGAAGACGGGAGUGGGGAAGAGUGCAGCAGGAAACACAAUCCUGGGGAGAGAGGCCUUUGAAUCAGAACUGUCACCAUCCUCUCUGACAUCUGAAUGCCAUAAAGCAAAGGGGAAUGUUGACGGUCGAAAGGUAGCUGUCAAUGAUACUCCAGGCCUUUUUGACACGAAUUUCACUCAAGAAGAAGUAUUGAAUAGGAUCAAGAUGUGCAUCUCUCUGUCUGCCCCUGGUCCUCAUGCCUUCCUUGUGGUUCUUCAGCUGGGCAGGUUCACUCAGGAAGAGAAAGAUACUGUUCAGAUGAUCCAGACCACCUUUGGUGAAGAUGGAGCAAAAUACACAAUGGUGUUAUUUACACAUGGAGACCAGUUAAAGAAGCAAACCAUUGAAAACUUUAUUUCAGAAAGUCCUGAUCUCAUAGCCAUCAUUCGAAAGUGUGGUAACAGAUACCAUGUCUUCAACAAUGAAAUCAAAGAUCCCAAACAAAUCUCUCAGCUCCUGGACAAAAUUGACAAGAUGACUGUGGUUAAUGGUGGAGGUUACUAUACCAAUGCAAUGUUCAUGAAAGCAGAGGCAGCCAUAGAAAAGGAGAAAGAGCGACUCCUGAAGGAGAUGGAAGCACAGAAGCAGAGAGAGCUUGAUAAACUGAGAGCCAAAUAUGGAGGAAGGGCCACCAGAGAGAAGUGCAAGAGUCUUAGCACAGGAUCUGACUUUCUGGAUGAGCUUCGCUAUGCCACAUACAAGUGUCUUCCAGCUGGAAAAGCUCUCAAACCUGUGUGA
Molecule: messenger RNA, 816 nt
Organism: Pundamilia nyererei
Lineage: Eukaryota; Metazoa; Chordata; Actinopteri; Cichliformes; Cichlidae
Product: GTPase IMAP family member 7-like
Exons: 3
Coding region: 1-816 (271 amino acids)
Molecular function (GO): GTP binding
Source: RefSeq, a predicted model, not a curated record